AGCCUGUAACGUCAAGGAAACGCACUGGAGUCACAGCACACACGUGGAUGGUGGUAAGGGGUGUUGUUACUUGAAAAUGCGUACUCUAGGUAAUGGAGUAGAAACAGCAUUUCUUUUAUUUUCGUUGUAAACGUUUUGUUGGACACGUAUAUUUUAAGAUCGAGUAAUCAAAGUGUGAUCUAGGCACAGAUUGUUGUACUAUUUUUUGUGGCCUUCAUUUGGAGCUGUCAAAUCGAAAUCAGAGUCGUUGCUCUUUGUCAAUCGAGUUUUGUGAAGGAUCUCAACAGAAAGCCUUCCAGGUUACACUAUAAACAUGGCCAAAAAUAAACAGAAAGGCAAAAAGCAGCAGAAUGUCUUUCAGGUUGCGAACAGGCAGUCAAAGCCUAAAAGCAAAGCGAAACCUGUGAAGACCUCACUGAAACACAUAAACACUUUGAAAAAUGAUAAAGUAGAGAACUUGAAUCAGAUAUUCACAGAGGUACAGAGGGAUGUAAAAAGCAUAUCAAAAUCCACAUGCAGUGAUCCCAAAAAAGGACAAAAGUUGAUCAGAGAAGCUCCACGGGAACAGGUCAAUGUGGAUAAUGCCGCUCAGCUUUUCUCACAACUGUAGAAGAUCAUCAUUUCAAAUACAGAAAGCAUGAAGAAAAUGGACUCUGGACUAAACACAACACCCAACCUUACUGGACUAAACUUCAUUCCCAAAUGUUUUAACAUAAAAAAAACCUAUCAUGCAAGCCCAUCAUCUAUAUAAAUAAUUAUACGCUAAUGUCUGUAAUAAUAUUGCCUGUGGUUUUUAACUACAUAAUUGCCCUCUUAAGUGCUGAGAAGUUAAUUUUGUAAAUGCAUUCUGGAGCAGCACUGGAGACAUUUUUUGCACAAUCAAAUUAAAUAUCAGUACAUUUGCAGCUUUCCCUCCUUGUGGACUAAAUAUUUAGAGUUGACUAAUUGUGUUUGUUUGCAGAGAAAAGUUAUUAAAGACUGAUUUCCAUUA
Myxocyprinus asiaticus (Chinese sucker) is the source of this 991-nucleotide messenger RNA. RefSeq names its product ribosomal biogenesis factor (gene rbis). The transcript has 3 exons. The record is from RefSeq and is a predicted model, not a curated record. Gene Ontology annotation, cellular component: nucleolus. The coding region runs from base 314 to 610 and encodes 98 amino acids. Gene Ontology annotation, biological process: ribosome biogenesis. NCBI's taxonomy places the organism in Eukaryota, Metazoa, Chordata, Actinopteri, Cypriniformes, Catostomidae.